AUGAAGGUGAUCACUAUUGAUAAAAAUGAAAGUGCCAUCAGUGUAUGCAGGAGGGUGCUAAAAGGCUCAGAAACUGAUGAAAGAAUUCAAGAAACGGAAACAGCUGUCGAUGGUACUGUAUGGACAAAAAUUGCCGAAGUGCCCCGGAAAUACUUGCCGCCCGUGGUUCGACCUUACAAAGUAGCCCUGACAUUGGCCUGCAUGGAAUUGGCGUCCGGGAUCGCGCUGUCCUUGUUGGCUUUGUGGCUUCUGAUGUGGGCACCCAAUGCGGACCCAAGGCAUAAUCCUUAUUGGAGUGGACUCACUCUUGCUCUUUCUGGUGGAUUAAGCCCAUUGAUGUUAAGCUGCUGCCGAAAGGAAUAUCCUGGAUCUAAUGAAUAUUGUGUUGCAGCUUUCAAGAUCAUCUGCAUUUUAGCUAGUGCUUUAGCUACAGUAUUAUGCUUCGUGGCUUGCCUUUACGCAGUUCUGCACCUGAACUCCUUAUCAGAUAUGACAUGUGAGCCUGGUAACCUGAUGAACACAACCUGCAUGUGCCGCCCAUCUGGUGAACUGAUCGCCCCCGAAACUCGAGCUGAAGCCAGGACUCAAUUUAAAACAUUGGAUUUAAAUAAAGACAAGCUCCUCAUUCAAAAUGUGACGGAAUCCCAUACAAGGAAUGAUAUGACAGUAUAUUGGUAUCAUUAUAAAGAUUUGAAUUGUCAAGAUGUCCAAGGGCCGUGGACAGCAUUGAUGUACGUUUCUGCUAUGUUAAACGGAGUAGGAGUUGUCGUUUGUUCAGUAUUUCUGUAUUUGUUCUGGGCCAGCCGAAAAGAAUACAAGUACGCCAAAGUCAAAACGAGAGACAACCAGAACAUCGUCAUCCACCAGGCUGACUCAUGAUGUCUCUGAGGGAUUUUAUUGUUUUGUACUUAAGGAUUUUAUGAAAUUUUUAUUUAGGAAAAUGCAUUUCAAUGUUAAAAACAGUGUUCAUCGUUCGAAUGAAUGUAUAUCGUCCAUAUUGUGUUGUAUAAUUAGUUUGUAAAUUAAUAUUGUUAAUUAUAGAUAGUGAACGCUAUAAAAUGCUUUUUAC
Molecule: messenger RNA, 1069 nt
Organism: Ctenocephalides felis (cat flea)
Lineage: Eukaryota; Metazoa; Arthropoda; Insecta; Siphonaptera; Pulicidae
Exons: 4
Coding region: 1-879 (292 amino acids)
Cellular component (GO): dystrophin-associated glycoprotein complex; sarcolemma
Source: RefSeq, a predicted model, not a curated record